Messenger RNA from Oncorhynchus tshawytscha (Chinook salmon), 1775 nucleotides. It is a transcript of the gene nmi, whose product is annotated as N-myc (and STAT) interactor. Lineage: Eukaryota; Metazoa; Chordata; Actinopteri; Salmoniformes; Salmonidae. Gene Ontology annotation, cellular component: cytoplasm. The record is from RefSeq and is a predicted model, not a curated record. The transcript is spliced from 10 exons. Bases 150 to 1295 code for a protein of 381 amino acids.
UGCGUUGCUCUCUGCAGCAACUUUCACUUUUGAUUUCGUCCCCACGUGACUUCGAGGAACUCGAGUAGGUUACAAAAGGUAAUCAAUUCGUCGUGAUAUUUGACUGUAGGAAACAGUAUCAGUCCGUAUUUUCUCAGGCCGAUUCGAUAAUGAGUGACUCUGACGCCGUCAAGCCGCUUGUGAAUGGAAAGAUGGAUAACAUCGAUGAUGAAGAACAGAAACUGUCUGUAGCCAAGGAAGAGCUGAAUAAAUUGACGAAACAACUUGAGAAGGCAGAGGACGAAAAAUCUAGGCUGCAGUUGGCAAAACUGAGCGCAGAAGAUUCAAAGAAAGAGGCUUCAAAAAAUGUGAUGGUCCUUCAACAACAGGGGAAGCAACGUCAGGAGGAGUUCUCUAAAACUGUGAAAGGGAUACAGAAUGAUAUCUCGAUGCUUGAGAAGGGUAACAAAGAUCUGAUGGAGAAACUGAAGAAAAGCCAGGCUAAGCUACAGGCUAAGAAGAGCGAGUCUGCUACACUUCAGCAGAGGUUUAAGAUCUAUGUCCAGAUCCCUGAAAAGAAGGUGAAGUUCACCCAUAAGGUGGAGGACAGCGAUGACAGCGGUCAACACAUCAAGGGGGUGUUUACCAUUGCCCAGAGACCAUCAGUGCUCCUGAAGGGGGGGCAGGCUCUCAUCACUUUUGAGGAGGAGAAAGUGGCUGCCCAGAUCCUGAAGAUGGCCAAGUGUACUGUGUCCUGUGAUAAAGACAAGGUGCAUGUGAAGCCCAAAAGCCUUACACUGGACCCCUUUGUCAAGUUUGAGGUACACCUUGAUGUCUCCACAAAGACACUCAGCUUCUCCAAUGUUCCGUUCACCCUGACAGAGGAACGAAUGAGAGACCGUCUGGAGAUCAGCUUCUCCAAGCCCAGUCGAGGGGGAGGAGAGGUGCAGAGGGUGGACUAUGACAAGCACACUGGGAAAGGACAAAUCACCUUCCUCAACUCUGGAGUUGCAGAGAGGCUGGCCCUGAAAAGGAAGUAUGUCGUGGAUAUGGACCGUGAGGUGAAUGUGAAAGUUGACCUUGUUUACAACUACAAGCUGAAGAAGUUUCAGACGUUCUGCGGCACUCCGACGCGCACCAUCCUCCUGUGCGGGAUUACAGACUUCCAGGAUGAGGAGGACCUGCAGGAUCACCUGGAGAUUCACUUCCAGAAGCCCAGUAACUAUGGAGGGGAGGUGGAGUGCAUCAAGUAUGUUUCCGGGGGCAACGAGGUCAAGGCCUUCUUCACUGAGGACAUGGCUGAGAUGGAGGCUUAACAUUAACAAACGGCCAUCCUCUUACGAUACAUCUAUGCUCAUGUUUCUCAGUACUUAGUUGGUACCACAUGAAUGAACCUUAGUGAUGAUGUAUUCAUCCGCAUUUACCAUAAUCUAUACCCCACUGACAUGCAGCACUAUAUUAUACCAAAACUGAUCUGUAAGUCUUGGGGAAUUAGUUAUGUCAACUUUGUAUACUGACAAAGUUUAACAAGGCCUUAAAACGUGCAUGAUAAUGCCUUGUGCAGUGCCUUAAGUUUAGAAUAAUAUUGAUUAGAAGGAUCUUUAUAGUUAUAUAGUCAAACUCUAUUAGAAGGGGACAAAUGAAAAUGCACAGUAGUUGUAGUAUUUUUGUGCUUAUGGACAAUUUUUUGGAUCUUUUAUUUCAGCUCAUGAAACAUGAGACGACCACUUUCCAUGUUGUGUUGAUAUUUUUGUUCAGUGUACAACUCAACUGUAAAUAAAGACUGCUGAAGGCCA